CCUAUUGUGUGUGUGACUGUGUCAGUCAAGUCAACGUGUAUGUGGUUUCGGUGUUCGGUGUUAGUGGUGUAGUGUCUAUGUCCAGUGCAUGGUGUCAUUUAUUGUAAACACUAGUGUUCUGUUGCCAUUCAUAAUAUCACCACUCGUGAUUUACAGUGUAGGCUGGGCUUGCAGUUUCAUAAACAUUGUAUUAUCUUCUAGUCAAAUUAUUUUAUUGCUAUUUUACAUACGUGUGCUUAUUCCGUUUGACAGUGUUCAUAUUUAAAACACAAACUGCUUGCCAAGGGCAAUUUAAAAAACGCGUUUUGGAUUUGUAUCUUUCCAUUGAACUCGGAGAUAACACAACAUAAGUAAACACGAUUAUCCUAGUUCAUAAAGAAUCAUUCCAACUUUCUUAAUAUCUUCAAUGGUUGAUUUUAAAGACAUUAAAACACUUUGCUAGUAUUUUAACCUACAACUUAGAUAAUGGAAUCAGCAAGGAAAACCGGUACUUAUAAAGCUGUGAUUACAAUAUUUCACAUAGUUGCAGCAAUACAAUUUGCUUACAGUGUUUAUUAUGAUUUUACUUUCGUUGUUGUGCCAAAAGAUGUGUCCCCUAUAAUGUCAGCAUUUGGAGGGAAAUUUAAAUUUUUAACCUUCUGGAAUGCUAUAAUGCAGUCGCUUUACUUUACAAUGUGUUGUAUUAUCGACAUUUUUGUGACUGACCCAAGCCAAUCAAAAAUGGCAAAACUCAAAGAUUUCUUUCACUCCAGUUUGGCAUUCCCUGUUGCAAUGUUUGUGGGUGUCACGUUCUGGGGCCUGUAUGCAGUGGACCGUGAUCUGGUGUUGCCCAAAGCUAUGGAUCCGUACUUUCCUACAUGGCUUAAUCACAUAAUGCACACAAACAUCAUGUUUUUUACAGCCCUUGAACUAUUUCUUACUUAUCGGAAAUAUCCUUCAAGAUCUAAAGGGUUAUUAGCUCUCAUUGUCUUCCAGUUAACAUAUAUAUCAUGGAUGCACUAUGUCCAUUACAAAAGCGGGUUCUGGGUGUACAAUGUCUUCAAUGUACUGAACCUUCCGCAGAGAGCAGCGUUCAUCGUUGCAUGUGUCCUUCUUGCCUGCACCUUCUACUUCAUUGGCGAGAAGAUCAACUCCAUAGUCUGGGAUAAACCUAAGAAUAAAGCUGGAGGAGAACAGGAUUCACCAUAAGAGCCAUAUUGAGAAGCAGUCCUCAAAGCAUCGGAAGCACAAAUGAGAAAAUCUGUAAAAAGUUAGAAUAGCUGUACUUCCAAAAGUAGUAACAUCUUAGUGCUUUAGAAAUGGGUGAUAAAUAGAAGUGCUUUAAUUGUGUUCUGAGCAGGCCUAUAGAUUGUUGUUUUCCGUCUAAAGAGUGAGCCGUGAAUACUUAGGAUAUAAAAUCAAUAAUAUAUUGUAUAUAUUGUACUUAAACUCAUGGCCAUUGACAAUAACUUUGUUAUGCUGUCUUUUCUGAAAUAAUUGUGUCAACAUGUAAAUUAAUCGUGAUUGCAUAGGAUACACAUUUUAAGUUAAAGUUUGAAUGUAUAAAGACUCAUUUUUCACACUCCGCUUGAAUCUUGCCACCAGAUUCAAAUUUGGGCAUAAUAUACAUAGGGUAGUAUCUUUUUUCAAAUAUUUCCAUCAGAUGUAAGAAUAGUUUUAGAAUUUAGGAUGAGAAAAAGGUCUAUGUUUAUUAAAUAUAUGCCCUUUUCUUAUUUAACAGUAUAAUCAAACGAUAUAGUUUAGAGAAAGAUUUUUCAUAAUAAUUAAGGAUCAUAUAGUUGUUGAAAUAUAAAUUUGUACUUACUAAAAUAUGUCCUGGUUUAAAAUAUUAUACAUACAUUUUAAGACUAGAUUAAAAAUUUCUAGUAAUAACAUCCUGUAUCUAAAAAUGUGUACUUGGAUUAGAAAAUUUAGAAUACAUUUGUUGAAUAUUUUUUUACAUUUUCUGAAGAAAUAAUUUAACCACAGAUCUACCAAGUGACGACUUGAAGGGAUGUAGAAAAUAGUGUAAUAAAAACUAUUGAAUGAAAAAAAAACCACUUACACUGCUAUGAAUUUGUGUUAAACAUAUAAUAUGUAAAUAUUUAGAGAGGAAAAAAAAGCUUUGCAAGAGUACUAUUUGUGAGCACCCAAGAACAGUUUGUAACAUUUAUUUUCUUAAGAUAUGUUUUGUUGUAAAAACAUGCAUAUGGUCAAAUUGGCUACAUUGAUUUCUGAUUCUCUAUUUUACUAAAUAGAGAUACUAAAUUUACAAAUUUAAAUUGUAUUUAAAUUGUUUUCAUUCAGAAAUAACAAAAUUCGAAAUAAAUUACUGUGCUUUGUGUUUGAUGCAUACUACUCGUUCAAAAAUGUAAACAGCAUUACAAGAUAAGUCAACCAAGCCUGUGUAAAACACACAAUGUUAAGCAUUCUUCAUAUGCUGAAACAAAUGGUAUACAACUUACCAUACAACAGACUAUUACAUACAUUGUGAGAGCAACACCUUUUCAACAAUAAAUGAAAUCUAAACCAGCAGUUGUUCACCAGUAAGAUAUUGUAUACUCAGUAACGAUCUUACAUACUCAUUUUCUUUUAAAAUAGAGCUUCACUGAUAUAGGUUGAUAAAUUUAAGUCCCAAGUCAAAGAAAAUUUAUUUUGGCAGUCAAAUAGUAUAUAAUAACCAAACUAAUUAAAAAAACAUUGAUUUUAUUGGUAAUAGUAUAUGGAAAGCCAGUUUGCUAGUCACCCUGCUGGGUGGCAUUUUCAACUGGAACUUGACGUUUAAGAUGUCUGUCCACUUGCUUUGUAAAAUUCUGGUUAGAUAACUUAGUUGGAGCAUAGUGGAAUCUGUUUUUGUUUUACUGAUAGAAAUCACUGAUUUAUUUUUUAUGAUACGUAAGAUGGGAGGAUUUUUGUUCAAAGGAACUUCCAAGUUCACAUGUUUGCGCAAAGUGUUGGAGUGUUGGUCAUUUCAGCUGCUGGUGUCUUUUUCUAUGAUUGACUCCUACGUUAUUUCUGACUAUUGGAUACUACACGACUUCAAUCUUCUGAAUUUUGUGGGACUGUUAUAAAAUUAUAAUUCCCUUUUUUAGACUGGCACCAACUUGGUAGGAUCUGUAUCUAUGAAAAUCUGUUUGUUUUUCAAACCGCCAUCCCUUAGAAUGAAGUUCCCUUAUAUAGGACCCUUUUAAGGGGAGUUGUGUUUUCCGUGGACUUUCCUUCAGAUUUCAAUUUCCUCAAGGAUGUACAAAUUAUUUAGUGUUCCUUGCUAAAUUAUAGAUUUUAACAGCAUUAUUAUAAGAAAAGAAUUUGAUUCUAUUACAUUUUUAUUAAACCAGAAAAUGUUUGAAACAUUCUGAGAAAAGUAGGAUGUUAGUACCAUUCACCUUCUAAAAACCUACCAAGAAGGCGUUGUGUCUGAGCCUUGCUUGAACAGGAUGAUAAAAAAGUUAUCUAUUAUAAAGCAACAUUAAUUUCAUUAUAUAUAUGGUUCCUACUUGAAAAUAAUAUGUGCCGAUAAAUAAAAGUUAAAUUUGUUUUGUAUUUAAAUCAGUGGUACUAAUUAUAACCAGUUAUAUACCGUAAUAAUGCAUUGUCAUAUUGUAGCACUGGCACUUGAUGUUUAUGAUGUACUUUUAAGGACAGUAGAUGGGAUUAUAUGUAACAUAUAGAAAUCAUUAAGAGAAUAUAUUUACUUUCAAAAGUAAUAUGCAGUGUUUGGAGAAUAUUGAAAAAAAGUUCAUAUGAUCUAUUAAUAACUUCAUCAAAAUUACUAAAAUAGUUGACAAAGCCUAAAACAACUUCAUAACAUGCAUUUUUUGUGCUAGUUAAUUUUUAAGAAAUAAGUUACAAAAAUGAAUUGUUUGAAAUUAUUAUUGUAUGAAGAUAUAAGGAUUAAAGUAACCUUCAUUAUACUUCUAUUAAAGUAACAUAUAAAUUUUAUUGUAAUAAUCAAUUAUUGCAUUUAAAUUUUCAAGGUUUUAAUGAGCAACAAUAAGUUUAUUAAAAUGGAAAAUAGUGCAUUUAUACAUUAGCCUAUACCACUUUAUUAAAUCAAAAGCUGAUGGUAAAAUUUUUAAAUAAUUGAAAUAAGUGCAGAUUUCAAAUAUAAGAUACAGACAACUUUAAGGAUCACACUUUACGUAGCAGCAUAUUUUACAAAACUGUUCUCUCCCCACUGAUUUCUGGCAUGAGAAGUUAGUACAUAGAAGAAAGUAAGUUAAGGUAAAGUACAAAUUAAACACCCAUAAUCAAAUUUGUAUUUCAAAGUGUAUUAAUUAGUGGAGUUAAUUAGAAUGUGGAUAAAUACUAUAGUUAACAAUUAAAUACCAAGUUUAGCUAUUAGGUAGUCAAAUAGUACAGAUGUACUAUACUGCUGUAGGGUUGGUUUAAUAUGAACAAUCAAAAUUAUUUUUACUCUGAUAGUUAUUAUUUGUAUUUGGUGCCAUAGUCGAUGUUGCCUUGACAUUUUUUCCUGUUAGAUGUUUUGGUGUUGUAUUUGUAAUGUAGUAGUUUUUUGGUUAAAUUGCUGACAUAUCACUUAAAUAAGCAAUAUGGUCUGUUACUUUACAAAUUUCUUAAUAUUGUUGUUAAUAAUUGUUAUGCUUACUUUUUAUAAGUUUUACAUUAAACUACUGUAAUAAUAAAGAAGUGUUUUUUCCUGUUGUA
Molecule: messenger RNA, 4647 nt
Organism: Homalodisca vitripennis (glassy-winged sharpshooter)
Lineage: Eukaryota; Metazoa; Arthropoda; Insecta; Hemiptera; Cicadellidae
Product: androgen-induced gene 1 protein-like
Exons: 6
Coding region: 466-1188 (240 amino acids)
Cellular component (GO): membrane; endomembrane system
Source: RefSeq, a predicted model, not a curated record